Crotalus tigris (Tiger rattlesnake) is the source of this 2720-nucleotide messenger RNA. Its product is annotated as leukotriene B4 receptor 1-like. The record is from RefSeq and is a predicted model, not a curated record. The transcript has a single exon. Bases 216 to 1226 code for a protein of 336 amino acids. Lineage: Eukaryota; Metazoa; Chordata; Lepidosauria; Squamata; Viperidae. Gene Ontology annotation, biological process: G protein-coupled receptor signaling pathway. Gene Ontology annotation, molecular function: G protein-coupled receptor activity. Gene Ontology annotation, cellular component: membrane.
CUCAAAAAUAGGAAAACCAAGGCUCAGCAGAAAACAAAGAGGAUGUGAAACCGUGAUUGAAGAUCUCUCAGUGCUGGCAGCGUAGAGAGAGUUGAGGCAUUUUCUGUCAUCUUCUACUCUGAUGAAGAGGCCAGCCCUCUUGCUGCUCCAGAUGUAGAGGACGAUAUGCACCCUGAAUAACAACUGGAUAAAUCCAAUCUGUGGGCUAGAUCAAAAUGACUCCACCUACAGAAAUUGAAGAUUACCUGCCAAUGUCAGUGGCAAAGAUUUUCAUCUGUCUGAUCCUGAGUUUUUCCUUUGUCCUUGGAAUCCCUGGAAAUUCUUUGGUCAUCUGGACCAUUUGUGGACGAAUGAAGAGGAAGCCUCCAACCGUUGUGCUCAUCCUACAACUGGCCGUGGCUGAUCUCCUGAUUCUUCUGACCCUGCCAAUCUGGAUCUAUUCUUUUGCCAACCAGUGGCCCUUUGGGAUCGGCGCCUGCAAAGGUCUGGUGUUUGUCAUUUACUGUAGCUUGUAUGCCAGCGUCUUCUUCAUCAUGUGUCUCAGUCUUGAGCGGUUCCUGGCUGUCGUUCAUCCCUUUGCUCUUCAGCGAUGGAAGAAGACGAUGGUCAUCCACCUGGUGGUGGUCAUGAUCUGGUUCUUCUCCAUCGUCCUUGGAUCAGCUAUCAUCCCAUUUCAGACCAUCAAUGACACCAUAGGGGACCUGCAGUGUGCCACUCGUGAGUAUGCAACUGAAGCUCAAGCUGUUAUCCACCUCUUGUCUGAGACCAUUUUGGGCUUCGUAGUUCCCUUCACCGUCAUCUGCACCUGCUACAUCUACGUGGGCAAAAGAAUUGGGGCCAUGGCUUGUCCAUCCAAGCGACGCUCCACCAAGUUGAUUACAUCCGUGGUAGUGAUUUUUUGUCUGUGUUGGUUCCCCCACCACUUUUUCAACCUCGUGACAGUCAUCUCAGUUCUGCUGCAGGACUCAAAUUCAGAGACCGCUCAAACCUUGGAGAAGAUUUCAGAGGCAGGAGUGUGGAUUGCGGGCGCAGUUAUUUUUAUUAGCAGUUGCAUCAACCCGCUCCUCUAUGCUUUUGCUGCUAGGAACAUUCAAAGCAGUGCCAGGUUUACAAAGUUGUCCAAACUCUUCGAACAAGUGGCCCCUUCGGAGAGGCAGGAGCCCAACCUGGAAACAACUUCUCCAGAUGAAAAAGAGGAAAGUUUGACAAGCACAGAGAUUGUCUAGUGCCAACGCCAGGAAAAGUGUCCUCAGCCUAUAGCAAGGACUUUCCCUAAAAUUUAGACACCAUUCUUGGCUUUUGAUGAGUUUUUAAUCAACCAUCUAAAUCCUACUCAGAUUUGUUAAUAUGAAAACUGCCACAUUUCUCUUGAUUUUUUUUUCUAGACUGGGUUCUAUAUUUGUGUGCUACUUGGGUGUAGAAUUCUGUGCAGUUUUGCACAGUACACAGCUCCAAAUAUCUGUUAGGUUUUAGAUCUUCAGAAAGGAGGGACGGAACCAUGCACUCCAAAAGUGAUGGGUGUCACAACUGUAUGAAGCCAUUUGUGAAUGUAACGUAAUGCAAUUAAAUGCACUCUGGCUUUGUCACUCCACUCUUGGACUGUGAUCCUGCUUAGACAAAUAAAAAUAGGAUCGUCUUUAAAGAUUCUUUUUCUAAGGAGGAUCUGUGGUACAUUAUUGAUUAUGGCUCUUAACAAUAUCCAGAUAGUUUCUCCAGCCCAGUAUUUCCUGCUAUUGGUUCAACUUCACAAGUGCUGGAGAAAUCAAAAACUUUGCUCAAUAUUCUACGAUUUGUUGAUAUUUUUGUAUUGGUUCUAAUGAAGGUAAUUGGUCAACUGGUAAUUGGUCAAAAACAUCUCUUAUCUGCUUUUUGUACAAAAGGAGUUUAUUGAUUAAUGAGGUUUGAGCUAAUUAGAUGUUUUGGCAUAUAUUUUGGCAUGAUAAAUAAAAUAUGAGUUUGGGGGCUGAGUCCCACAAGGUGUAACAGCAUAAUGUUUUUCUAGGGAAAAUUUCCUUUGCCAAUGAACUAUCUGAUUUAUUGUAUAAUUAUCGGAUGUAUUAUAAUUAUUUUUAAAUUUAAAUUUAAACCUCCAGAUUACACCCUUUCCCCUCACUCAUGCAAAUUACUGGGCAAUCUUUUAUGAAAGGAGUGAAAACUAUCACAACCAGGAAAACAUGGACAGCUUAGUCUCAUCUGAUUCAAAUAUGGUUUACCCCCAUGAGGCUGAUAGAAGGCGUGCUUGAUUUUUAGGAAACUCCAAUGAAUUUCCUAGAAUCACGUUCAGGAUCUUCUCAAAUUGUUCAAUAAAGUGAGCUUUAUUGAUGCACAGAGCGUCAAGUGAACAGUUGAAAUUCCCCUCCAGAGUUGCAUAACUUUUCAUCCAUUAGAGGAACAGAAAACUCACAGCUUGAUGGAUCAAACAUCCCUUAGUUUGUGGUAGUGCUGCUAUAAAUGCUUUGUCCAUGGCUACUAGUUUUGGAAUUUCAGUAGAUGUUUACCAGUUUUCUUGCAUGUUGGAUUUUACUGGAAAUUCUUUCAUCUCAUAGUUUUAUUUGGGUAGUGAUUUGUUUGGUUUGGAUUGGUGUGUGUAUGUGUGUGUAGGAUCUGCUUUUGUAAUUUAGUACACUGGCAUUUUUUUCUUUUUGUAAACUUCUGAAGAUUGUGACCAUCAGAUUGUGACUUUAUUAAAAUUUAAUAAAUAAACCAUUAUUUCCUUUAAA